AUGUCCACCAAAGCUUGUGCCGCUAAAGGUCGCCGCGAGUGCGUCCGUGGCUUCUACAGAAACACCUGCCACAGCUGCGCUACGGGCUCUAUCGUCUGUGGGAUGUGCUCCCCUUCCUCAGCUUCUUGCAGCUUUUGUGUCGACGGCCGCAGGGAAUGCGACGACUGUUACGGACUCGGCUUUGUCCAACGCAUCUGCCAGGACUGCAUCAAGGAACAUUAUCGCCGCCAAGGUCCCCAAGCCAAAAUGACCAAGGCCAUGGGCCAGGUUUCCAAGAGCAUGGUCUCGCUUACGAGUGUCAUUCAAACAUCGCCCAAGAUCGGUCCCAGUUAUGACAGCAGGGACGAGAGCGAUUCGGACGUAUCCAGCGGUUUGAGUGCCCACAGUCUCUCAUCAUCCCUGAAGCCUAGGCUCCAAGCAGCAGCCUUGAAACUGAGCAGGGCCACGUCUAUGUUUUCUGGCAGCACCGCGCACAAGGAUAUGACUCAUCACCGCAAGUGGUCCUGGUCGUCCUUCAGCCGUACCCAAUCUACCCCCAUGGCUGCUUGA
Molecule: messenger RNA, 549 nt
Organism: Gamsiella multidivaricata
Lineage: Eukaryota; Fungi; Mortierellomycota; Mortierellomycetes; Mortierellales; Mortierellaceae
Exons: 1
Coding region: 1-549 (182 amino acids)
Source: RefSeq, a predicted model, not a curated record